Molecule: messenger RNA, 643 nt
Organism: Capsicum annuum
Lineage: Eukaryota; Viridiplantae; Streptophyta; Magnoliopsida; Solanales; Solanaceae
Exons: 4
Coding region: 170-622 (150 amino acids)
Source: RefSeq, a predicted model, not a curated record
GUCUGGUUUGGAGUUAGGAGGGUAUUCUAUCUCCCUAUCACCAACGAACAUCUGAUGAAGCCUCCGGUCAACAUGAGUACUACCAACUGAGAAAGUAGCAUGAGCCUCAUUCUCAUUCUCUCUCUAGGAAAAGAGCAAGAGAAACAAAGAAAGUCGAAAAAAGUUGACUAUGCCACACACAUCAGGAAGAAAAAGUCAUGCUCAAAUUAUAGAUGAGAUGACAAAGAAGAAUAGUGGUGUAAAGUCAACCCAUAUUCAGGUAUUCAGAAAAACUCACACGAGAGAGAAUACACAACCAGUGAAUGAGAUUGCCGGUGAAGUUAUGGUUAAGUUGGAAGUUCAAAAAGCUACCUCAGCUAUGAAAAUUGAGAUGGCGGAAAAGUUGGUUGAAGCACAAAAAGAAAUGGAAGCUAUGGAUAAAAAGUUGUCUAAAGCAAAAGAGGAUAAGGAAGCAGUGGAGAGAAAAUUAUCGGAAGCAAAAAUGGACAUGGAAGUAAUUAUAGUAGGUAGGGUAAAAGCAGGUGUACAAGCAUAUCUAGAGUCUUUGGAUAUUACUUUUGAUGCAUAUACAAAAUCAGGACAGAUAAAUAAUUGUGUUGUUCACAAAAAUUACUUUUGUUAGUUGAUAACUUAGUUAUUUUUA